GAACAAUCUACGCUUCUUCUCUUUAUAAUGCACAAACUACAAACCCUAACUGAUCAAACCAAUUAAGCAACAAUCAUGGCUGAAAAACAUGAUCAGAAUUCCCCAACAGUUCAUGUAACCAAGACAGUUUCUGUGUUUCCAAAACCUCUGCACCCAGACAAAAUUCUUAAGCUGUCCAAUUUGGACAGGCAGUGUCCAAUGCUCAUGUACUUGGUUUUCUUUUACAAAGCUUCUAGUUUUUACAAUAACUUGUCUGUUGGGUCUGUUUUUAGUGGCUUGAAAUCUGGUCUGGAAGAAACCUUGUCGGAUUGGUAUCCGGCCGCGGGGAGGCUGAGGUUAAAUCCAGAUGAUGGGAAACUGGAUCUCUGGUGCAACAACAAAGGUGCAGUUGUGGUGGAGGCUACUACAAAUGUUAAGCUUUCUGAGCUUGGAGAUCUUUCCCAAUAUAAUGAAUUCUUUGAAAAGCUAGUUUUCAAGCCUGUUUUUAAUGGGGAUUUCUCUGAAAUUCCUCUGGUUGUUGCUCAGGUGACAAGAUUUGGUUGUGGAGGCUAUUCAAUUGGAAUCGGAGAGAGCCACUCCUUGUUUGAUGGACCAGCAACCUAUGAUUUUCUUCGUGCAUGGGCUUCAAAUUCUGCUAUUCUCAAAGAAAAGAGAAGCCCUAAUCAACAAAGACCUGUGCACGAGAGAGGGAGAUUGUUGGUGACUAAUUUCCAUUCCCAAAAGGGAAUUCCAAGCUUGCCUAGCAGUGCCAACUUGAGGGUGGGGACGGCUGCCGCCGUUGAUCAUCUGUAUCAGUUGAUAAAUCAGGCUGUUAGCGCUGCUGCAAAGCUUGGAGCACCAAGGAACAUUCAUGAGGUCGGAAACUCAAAUUUGGUCCUCAAGACCUUUAACCUCAGUGGUGCAAUGAUAGAGAAGUUGAAGAGCAAAGCUUUUGGGGAGAGGAGAGGUAGCUUUUCUUGUUCUUACUUUGAGUUGGUUGCAACUCACCUAUGGAAGGCAAGAACCAAGGCACUAGGGCUGCAGAAUGGAACAGUGGUAUGCUUGCAGUUUGCAGUGGACAUAAGGAACAAGGUGGUGCCGCCACUGCCACAAGCCUUCAGCGGCAAUGCUUAUGUGCUCGCCUCUGUUGCAUUAACAGCCAAAGAACUGGAAGAAGGAAGCCAUGCUACCAUCAUUGAAAAGAUUAAGGAAGCCAAGAACUCCAUCGACAACAACUAUGUCAAUGCAUACAUCCAAGCACUGGAUGGAUCACAGGGCAGUCUCCCUCCAUUGAAGGAACUAACCAUGGUUUCGGACUGGACAAGAAUGCCAUUCCACAAGCUUGAUUUUCUUCGUGGAGAAGCAGCCUAUGCAUCUCCCCUGGUUACUCCAGUGCCUCUGGCUGCAUAUUUUAUGCAGAAUCCAAUCGAUCCAAGAGGCAUUGAUGUCAGAAUUGGGUUGUUUCCAGGAAUCUUGAAUGCCUUUUCUCACUUUUUCCUCACAAAUAUGCAAUAAAUUUCCUUACCCAGGAAAAAGGAAAAUAAGAAAUGGAUGAAUGUCAAACAUAUAUAAUCUAUGUCUUUGGGGUUAGGAUGUGUGAAGUAUAAGAUAUGUGAAAGAUAAAAAAGAAGAAAUAAAUGAAUGUAUAACAU
Molecule: messenger RNA, 1631 nt
Organism: Rubroshorea leprosula
Lineage: Eukaryota; Viridiplantae; Streptophyta; Magnoliopsida; Malvales; Dipterocarpaceae
Source: the annotation of a GenBank genome assembly